Molecule: messenger RNA, 4042 nt
Organism: Dipodomys ordii (Ord's kangaroo rat)
Lineage: Eukaryota; Metazoa; Chordata; Mammalia; Rodentia; Heteromyidae
Gene: Usp42
Product: ubiquitin specific peptidase 42
Exons: 18
Coding region: 13-3000 (995 amino acids)
Biological process (GO): protein deubiquitination; regulation of apoptotic process
Cellular component (GO): nucleus; cytosol
Molecular function (GO): cysteine-type endopeptidase activity; cysteine-type deubiquitinase activity
Source: RefSeq, a predicted model, not a curated record
CAGAGUUGAACAAUGACCAUAGUUGACAAAGCUGAAUCUUCAGGCCCGCCAGCCUAUCAGAACCAGCCUGGCAGUUCUGAGGCUGUCUCACCUGGAGACAUGGAUGCCGGCUCUGCCAGCUGGGGUGCUGUGUCUUCGUUAAAUGAUGUUCCAAACCACACACUUUCUUUAGGACCAGUACCUGGUGCUGUAGUUUAUUCGAGUUCAUCUGUACCUGACAAAUCAAAGCCAUCACCACAGAAGGAUCAAGUCCUAGGUGAUGGCAUUGCUCCUCCACAGAAAGUUCUGUUCCCAUCUGAGAAGAUUUGUCUUAAGUGGCAACAAACUCAUAGGGUUGGCGCUGGGCUCCAGAAUUUGGGUAACACUUGUUUUGCCAAUGCAGCAUUGCAGUGUUUAACCUACACGCCACCCCUCGCCAAUUACAUGUUAUCACACGAGCACUCCAAGACAUGUCAUGCAGAAGGCUUUUGUAUGAUGUGCACAAUGCAAGCACAUAUUACCCAGGCGCUCAGUAAUCCUGGUGAUGUUAUAAAACCCAUGUUUGUCAUCAACGAGAUGCGCCGUAUAGCUAGGCACUUCCGUUUUGGAAACCAAGAAGAUGCCCAUGAGUUCCUUCAGUAUACUGUCGAUGCUAUGCAAAAGGCAUGCUUGAAUGGCAGCAAUAAAUUAGACAGACAUACCCAGGCCACUACACUUGUUUGUCAGAUAUUUGGAGGAUAUUUAAGAUCUAGAGUCAAAUGUUUAAACUGCAAAGGUGUUUCAGAUACUUUUGAUCCAUAUCUUGAUAUAACAUUGGAAAUCAAGGCUGCUCAGAGUGUGAAUAAGGCAUUGGAGCAGUUCGUGAAGCCAGAACAGCUAGAUGGAGAAAACUCCUACAAGUGCAGCAAGUGUAAAAAGAUGGUUCCAGCUUCAAAGAGGUUCACUAUACAUAGAUCCUCCAAUGUUCUUACACUUUCCCUGAAACGCUUUGCAAAUUUCACAGGGGGAAAAAUUGCUAAGGAUGUGAAAUAUCCUGAGUACCUUGAUAUUCGGCCAUACAUGUCUCAACCCAAUGGAGAACCAAUUAUUUAUGUUUUGUAUGCAGUGCUGGUACACACUGGCUUUAACUGCCAUGCUGGCCACUACUUCUGCUACAUAAAAGCUAGCAAUGGCCUCUGGUAUCAAAUGAAUGACUCCAUCGUGUCCACCAGUGAUAUUAGAUCAGUACUCAGCCAACAAGCUUAUGUGCUCUUUUAUAUCAGGUCCCAUGAUGUGAAAAAUGGAGGUGAACUUACACAUUCUCCCCACAGCCCUGGACAGUCCUCUCCCCGCCCGGUGAUCAAUCAGCGGGUUGUUACCAACAAGCAGGCUGCACCAGGGUUUAUUGGACCACAGCUUCCCUCUCAUAUAAUGAAGAAUGCACCUCACUUAAAUGGGACUGGGCCAUUGAAGGACACGCCAAGCAGUUCCAUGUCAAGUCCUAAUGGAAACCCCAGUGUUAACAGGACUAGUCCUGUUAAUGCUUCCACUUCUGUUCAAAACUGGUCAGUUAACAGGCCCUCAGUUAUCCCUGAACACCCCAAGAAACAAAAAAUCACCAUCAGUAUUCACAACAAGCUGCCUGUCCGCCAAGGUCAGUCCCAGCCUAACAUUCACAGCAAUUCUCUGGAGGCCCCUACAAAGCCUGCUCCCUCCUCCACCGUCACCAGUUCUUCUGCAAUACAGUCUACCUCGAACGCAUCGCCGAUGUCAGUUUCUAGUAAAGUAGCAAAAUCAGUCUCCCCAAGCGAGCCCUGCUCCCAGCCGGUGGUGAAUGGCAAGUCCAAGCUGAGCUCCAGCGUGCUGGUCCCCUAUGGCGCUGAGUCCUCCGAGGAGUCCGAUGAGGAGUCCAAGGGCCUCACCAAGGAGAAUGGUGCCAAGGAGAACGGUGUGGGCCCCACACUGAGCCCAUUCCCCACUGCUCAAGAAGCGGAGGAAGGCGAGGCCUCGCAGCCGGAGCUGCUGGAGCCUGUCUCCCUAAAUGGUGCUAAUAGCGCAGAUGGCAACCCGAAGGAGAAUGGCCUGUCCUUUGACAGUGCCAGCUGCCAUGUGCAGCCCUCUCUACUCUCAGAAAACCCCUUUUCCAAAGCAAAUGGUCUUCCUGGAAAGGUGAUACCUGUCCUUUUGCCAUCUCUCCCAGAGGACAAAAUCUUGGACACCUUCAAACUUAGCCACAAAGUCAAAGUUUCAGCGGGUGAAACAAGCAUAUAUGAGAGGAGGUACGGCUGCCUGCAGGCCAUGUGCACCACAGCUGUAUUGCAGCUGUCCCCAGCUCCCAUGUGUGGGCACUGCACGAGCGAACUGGCCCGGGGCCGCGAGGACUUCCACCCCGGGAGGCUCCGCUGGGACCGUGGCUACCGCCACAGGUUCGCGCCCUACGCUGCCCGCGAGCACUGGGCCUCGGCCCGGCCCCGGGACUGCUACUGGGUCCAGGCCCGUGGCCUCGACCGGCCCCGGGACACCACACCGCCGCCCGGGCCCGACGGCGGCCUUCCCGAGCGCCUUCACGGACACGAGAGUGCCAAGGCCCGGAAGCGGAGGUACGAGAGUGUGGACUCCAACCACAGCCACCCCAACAAGAAAGCCCGCAGAAGCUUCGAGAAGGACCCGUCAGGGGAGCCGAGGGCCAAGAAGCACAAAAAGUCAAAGAAGAAGAAGAAGUCCAAAGACAAACAUAGAGAGCGCGACUGCAGGCCCCAGCAGGAUUUGGAGCUUUCCGUAUCAUACUCUGACGCUGACCUCCACAGACACAGAAAGAAGAAGAAGAAAAAGAAGAGACACUCGAGGAGAUCAGAGGACUUUGGGAAAGAUGCAGAACUACACCUAGUGAAAUCCGUGAGCUAUGAGGCCAUGGGCCAUUUCCGGAGAACUGAGGGCAGUGUUUUGCUCACUGAGGGCCCCUUCCGGGAGAAGACGAAGCAUCUGAGGAUGGAGAGCAGGGCCGACAGAUGCCAUCUGUCCGAGUAUGGCCAGGGUGAUUGAAAACUUGGCCUUAGACAACGUCACUAGUUACGAUUCAAUGUGUUCAACAGAAGCCAUCCCCAACCCAGCUUAAAUUAUCAACCUAGAGAAUAACUCUGUUCAAACUGCGUGGUGCUUCUUUUAGUAAAUACUGUACAGAUUUUACCAUGGAGAAUUUUUUUUUUAGUUUUUUUUUUUUUUAGUUUUUUUUUUAGUUUUUACCUUUUCUUAAUUGCCCUUAUUCCAAAAGGAUGAACACUUUCUACAACUGCUGACCAUUGUAAAAUACCGUGUAUAUAAAUCACAUUGAAAUAAUGCCCUGGAAUAGAACAUCUCAAAUGCUGCUUAAUUACAGACUCAGGUUGAUUACUUGUAUUUCAUGUAAUGUUCCUCCACGUUAGACAUCUGGUGCAGACCAACCGGGAAACAAACCAUGGAAUUAUUAAAAGUACAAACCGACAGUGUGCAUAUUUAAUUUAAAGACUUAUUUAAAGAUUUGCAAGCUCUCAACUAGACUUUCGAGGGCAGUCUGUUUUCUGUAAUGUCUGAUACUAGAAACUAAUUUGCUUCAUAUUUUGGUUGUAUUCAAGAUUUGAACGUGUAUUUUAUAGACAAGUUCUGCUUUCGAACUUUGUGAAAAUAUUCCAAUCAAUUACCAGUUAUUAUAAUGAGUAUUUACAUUAUGAAUGUAUAAUUCAAACAUUAUUUGUAAAGCCUGCAGUAUGUUUUUAUUACAUAACACUUUUUUUAUACAGUGUCUCUUGUCCUGAUUAUAUGAUAUUGGAGUCUAAGUUGUCAGCUUGGUCCCUUCAAGUUUCUAGUUACAGACAAAAAUUAUACUGUGAUUUUAUUUUUAAUAUGGAUAUGCUAUCAAACUGUGAUACACUUAUAAUUCACUGGUCCUGCAUCAGGAGAUGGAGUGGGGAAAACUGUAUUUAAUACAGUUUGUGUUGUUCAGAGAUGUCUAAAGUUUGAUCUUUGUUUUUUUAAAGAUUAAAAAAGCACUAGCCCCACUGUAAAUAUACAGCAUGUAAAAUUUAUAUAGUAUAUAAAUGGCAGCAAA